Molecule: messenger RNA, 3084 nt
Organism: Sorghum bicolor (sorghum)
Lineage: Eukaryota; Viridiplantae; Streptophyta; Magnoliopsida; Poales; Poaceae
Product: disease resistance protein RPM1
Exons: 3
Coding region: 194-2920 (908 amino acids)
Biological process (GO): defense response to other organism
Molecular function (GO): ADP binding
Source: RefSeq, a predicted model, not a curated record
AUCGAUCGAGGCGGCGUAAACCAAGUGCUUUGCUAAGCACUUGGUUUGCUUAGCAAAGCGAGACGUACUUCGUCGUUCUUCAUUCAUCCAGUACAUAUUCAUUCCGGCCACACAGAAACUAUAUAUAUACAUACAUAUAUACAAGUACAACUAACUAGCUAGGGUACAAAUAAACACACACGUACAUAUAAUCAUGGCGGAGACGGCGAUCGCGGCGGUGCUGUCCAAGUUCGGCGAGCUGGCGGCGAGAGAGGCCAAGAUACUGCUGGAGGUGGGCGACGACAUGACGCUGCUGCGCGACCGCCUCGAGUGGCUGCAGGCCUUCAUCGGCGACGCAGACAUCAAGCGCCGGGCCGGCACCGAUCAGUUGACUCUCGUGUGGGUGCGCCAGACACGCGACGUCGCCUUCCAAGCCGAGGAUGCGCUCGACCAAUUUGUUUACCAGGUUGACCUAAAAAGCCAGGGUUAUCGAUCUUGGAAGAAAAUGUGGUAUAAAUACUUGACUGGUUUCUGCACCCAGAUCGUCAGUCGACAUGGCAUGUCUGCCCGAAUCAAAAGAAUCAAUAGGAGACUCGCAAAAAUCUCAGACAGUCAAAAGGAGUACAACAUCGUGUAUAAACCAUUAGCGCAAGUGAUAUCUUCCACGUCAGGCACUUCAUCAUGGUCAGAUGAUCCUGUGGCGCCUAUAGAUGAGAAUGUGAAGCUACUUGGGGAGAUGUUAUUUCAUGAAGAUCCCCAGCUAAUGUUCUUCUUCAUAACCGGGGAGAGUGGUAUCGGGAAGAAUACCGUUGUAAUAAAUAUGUUGGACUCUGAUAAAAUGCCGACCGAGUUGAAAAUUGUUUUGUUUAGGGUGCCACCAGGUGCCACCGUGGAUCUUGUACUCAUGGAAAUAUACAAGAGAGCUGCAGGUGAUAUUUAUUUCACAGAGGAGGGACAAAUAGAGUUAAGUGAUCCAAAGGCAGACGACAUUGAUCAUGAUUAUGUUGAUAUUAGUGAGAAGAUUCGGCGUGUCUUGGUAGGGAAUCGGUAUCUUCUGAUUUUGGGUGGCACAUACUCCAAAACUAUGUUCAAUUGUGUGAGGGCAAGCCUGCCUGAUAGCAACAAUGGAAGCCGAGUGCUGCUAAUACUAGACAAUGAGGACGAACAAGUCGCAUGGCAUGCUUAUAGCAUGAUCCAAGGAGGCAUCAACGGAAUCUUCAUGAGACGUCUGGAUGAAAAAGGGAGCGGACUAUUGUUUCGUUCGAGGGCCUUCAGUAAAGUAGACAUAAGUGAUUAUGGAGACAUGAUGACAACCAACAACAUGUAUAAUGAAAUUGUUUAUGAUAUAACUGGAGGUUACCCUCUGGCUAUAGUGGUUCUGGCAGGACUACUCCGAUUCAAGGAGAGGCCUGGGCAGUGGGAAGCAGUGCUGCAGCUGCUUAGGCCUACUACUGGCCCAAGAAGGAUGGAAGAAGCAUCACUAGCCACUAUAGUACAAGGUGGCAACAACAGUUGUGAAGCAGGCAACCAACAACAGCAGAUAAUUGAUCAAGCUAAUAACAACAACCUUGUGUCAUUGUCGUCCUCAUCCACAACAAGCAGAACAACAACAGCGAUCGAGAGAGUCUUCUGGGCAAGCUUUGAAGACCUUCCCAACGACAUCAAGUCAUGCUUCCUAUACUUGGCUGCUUUCCCAAAGAACACCGACUUCUUUGCCAAUGGCGUCGUGAGGAUGUGGAUUGCAGAGGGAUUCAUCAAGCCACAAAAGGCCAGCAAGACUAUGGAGGAGCUAGGUUAUGACUACGUCAAGGAGCUGGUCCUACGAUGCCUUGUCCAGGUUCGAUCGGUCCGUGACAACUUUGAUGACAUUUUUGAUACCCGCCUCCGUAUUCACCCAAGGCUCAAUGAGCUCCUGUAUUCAGAAGCUCGUGAGGCUGGCUUCAUGGAGGCACAUGACAUGAGUGUGAUACGCCAUGUCUUUGUUCCACCAUCAGUGCGUCGCCUCUCUUAUAUGGGCAUCAGCGACAGAUAUACCACUGCCCCAUUCACCAAGAGGCAAUUCCCCAAGUUACGUACCUUUACAUGCUGGUAUACCACUGCCCAGAACCAGGAGGAGGAGGAGCCAACAACAGUUUGCCAUGAUGAUAUCAAGUUUCUUUGUGGCUCCAAAUUGAUUCGCGUGAUCCAAACAGGUCCACUAAGGCUUAAGGAGUUGCCAGAUAAGAUCGGUGACAUGAUCCACUUGCGCUACUUAGCUGUUAACAGCAAGUACCUCAAGGAGAUCCCAUCCAGCAUAAAAAGGUUGCUCAACCUGCAGACUUUGGACAUAAGGUGCACUCAAGUGGACAAGAUUCACCCAGGCUUCUGGAAGAUAAGGACACUGCGACAUGUGCUUGCAGACAAGCUUAUGCUUCCAGAGAACAACAUUGUCGAGGAUGAAGAACUGGGUGAGUUGCAAACGCUACAGGGCGUGAAACCUGCCACCGCCGCCGCUGCCGGCGGGGGCGGCCGACGAGAAGGAGAAUGGACACAACACAAUUGUCCCCUGCACAAGAUGACCAAGUUGCGGUCACUGUAUCUGCAUGGGAUCUUACGUGAUAAACAUGGGGCAGCAUUGGAGAGUGCUCUCACAAAGAUGCAUCUUCUUGGCCGCUUGGAGCUGCAAGGUGAUGUUCCUUCAUGUGUCUUCACCGCAUGGAGCCUUCGGUGCCUCCAGGUGCUAAGGCUCUUUGGUACCGUGGAAUGGCCUGAGGUUGGGUGGGAUGCUAGCAAGGUCCGGCCCAACCUCGUUAUGCUCCAAUUACGCCCAACCAACAAGGUGCCCCAACACAUGCAAGUGGAAAUCGACAGGAUUCACAAGCGUAACCAAGACUUGACACUAGCUGUGAUUUCUACUACUGCUACACAAGGAGAUGACUUUAAGGAGAUACUAAUUGAAUAACAGAACCAUGCACGUCACGCAUGGCUCAAGCAAGUAACCUGCAAGCAGCAUGAUUGUAUUACUCUAUGCAUGCAUGUCAUGGUGUACAUAUAUCCAUAUUCAUAUUUCAUUCUUCAGUUCUAUGAUGUGUAUCAGGAUGGAACAAUUGUUGUAUUGUGUUGUAU